This is a messenger RNA of Truncatella angustata, 852 nucleotides long. RefSeq names its product succinate dehydrogenase iron-sulfur protein precursor. Gene Ontology annotation, molecular function: electron transfer activity; 2 iron, 2 sulfur cluster binding. The coding region runs from base 1 to 852 and encodes 283 amino acids. Gene Ontology annotation, cellular component: mitochondrial membrane. The transcript has 2 exons. Lineage: Eukaryota; Fungi; Ascomycota; Sordariomycetes; Amphisphaeriales; Sporocadaceae. Gene Ontology annotation, biological process: aerobic respiration; respiratory electron transport chain; tricarboxylic acid cycle. The record is from RefSeq and is a predicted model, not a curated record.
AUGGCAGCUCUCCGCUCUACCUCGUCGCGGCUCCUGGCCACGGCAUCGCGACCGGCUUUCGUCAAGCCUGCCGCCGUCUUCUCUCGCUCCAUGGCCUCGGUAGGUGACGCUACCGUUGAUGCCACCCCCAAGGGCUCCUCCGAGUCUCGCCUGAAGAAGUUCUCCAUCUACCGAUGGAACCCCGACCACCCCACCGAGAAGCCACGGAUGCAGACGUACACUCUCGACCUCAACAAGACCGGCCCCAUGGUCCUCGACGCCCUGGUGAGAAUCAAGAACGAGUCUGACCCCACCCUGACUUUCCGAAGAAGUUGCCGAGAGGGCAUCUGCGGUUCCUGCGCCAUGAACAUCAACGGCACCAACACACUGGCCUGCCUGUGCAGAAUUCCCACCGACACCAACAAGGAGCUCAAGAUCUACCCCCUGCCGCACACCUACGUCGUCAAGGACCUGGUUCCCGACUUGACCCACUUCUACAAGCAAUACAAGUCUAUCAAGCCGUACCUGCAGAGAGACACUCCCGCUCCAGAUGGCAAGGAAUACCGCCAGAGCAAGGCUGACCGAAGAAAGCUGGAUGGUCUCUACGAGUGUAUCCUGUGUGCUUGCUGCUCGACAUCCUGCCCCUCUUACUGGUGGAACGCCGAGGAGUACCUCGGUCCCGCCAUCCUGCUACAGUCUUACCGAUGGUUGGCCGACUCGCGUGAUGAGCGCAAGGCCGAGCGAAAGGCUGCGCUUGACAACUCCAUGAGCUUGUACAGAUGCCACACCAUUCUCAACUGCACAAGGACUUGCCCCAAGGGCUUGAACCCCGGUCUAGCCAUUUCCGAGAUCAAGAAGGAGAUGGCCUUCUAA